AUGUCUGGGAUGCUAGUGAUGGCGUUACUCUCCGUGAGUGUGUCGCUGUCGCUAUGUGUUGUGCCCGGCCUAGCACGCAUCACGGUCUUCCCACUGCUUUCGAGGCUUGUGCAUAAGUUUGCGGCCGUUUAUUUGACUGACAGCAUUCAGAUUGAGUAUUAUCUUGGCUCGUUUGACGUGCGUGGACGACGUGGCACCGGGACGGUCACGGAGCAACUGCGUGGCGUGACCAUCUCACUGUUUUAUGUGGCGCUACAAAGCGAGUUUCUCAAGACGUUGGCAUUUACGAAGCAAGGGCUAGCACCAUUUGACAUCCAGCACGUAACCAUUAAGAAAAUAGUAAUCCAUUUGGCUACGACGUGGAAGGUUGUGGUCAAAUUAGAAGGUGUGGCUGUGGAUGGUCAGAUGGUGGAUCCCAAUGCGGAAGGCGUGUUUGAGCUGCAAGAUGCCGUGGCUAUGAAGCUGAGCGAGGCGAACAACUGGGUCACUCAACUCAUUGCAGAGCGCACCAAGACAGAGCUGAGAGAGAAACAAGAGGAGCAGGCGACAACAUCGAAAGCUUUUGCCUUCAAAGAUCGCGUGUUGCAGCAGAUUGCGGCGCAAGUAGACGUCCAUGUGAGCAAUGUAAGAAUUGGUGUCACAGGUCUGAUGCCCGGAGAUUCUGCUGUCGGCGGCCGUGAUUGUGAGACUGAGGAUAAGGACAGUGAGGAUGCAGACGUGGCCACGACCAGCUCAAUUCCCGUGUCUUUGAAGCCGACACGUGCGAUUUUUGUCAUGAAAUCGUUUGACUUACGAUCCUACAUCCUACAUGAUAAUCCAGAGGAAGCUUUGCAGCUUAUCUUGACGUCGGAGGAGAUUUCGAUGGAGCACGUGAUUAACUUCAAGGGUGUAAACAUCUGUGCUGCUACUGUGGAUGAUGAAACAAACGAUGACAUGACCGGGGUGGAAAAGAGAAAAGAUUUAUUGAAAGAUAACGAAGGAAUCGGUUUUGGUGAACUACCACUGCUGUCUUUGGCAAAUCUCGACCUAAAGCUCCAGGUACCGCCCAUGCCACGGUUGUUGGGCAUUGUGGAGAACAUUGCUCCUAUUCCGGUAACGAACCGUGUGGCGCGGGUGGAGCUUGUAUCGUCGUCGAUCACUAACCUUACAGUCACGCGGGAGCUGAUUGUGGGAGUGCUGCGCGAUUUAGUUGUGCCAUACAUGGAUUACCAGGUUCUGGUGCAGUCGAUGCGUGCGUUAGAACAUGAUGAGACUGUUCGAACCCCGCUGUUGAAGGAGGAUGAAGCUUUCUACAUGGAUAAUUACGACCAAGUGGAUAGCAACAACUUGUUGUCAGCUCAGGAUAAAAAGGAUCGCAAUGACAAGCUACGCGAACUUGAAGCAGUCAUGUCGCUGGACAAAAUUCUCAAGCUGCGUAGUCGAUCCACUGGAUUGGCCAAGUACUACCGUCGUGAUCAAGAGGAGCUCUCUCUUUCCGAUUACAUUGCAAUCGUGAAGGAGAAUGCUGCCAAGACAAGCAACAUCAUGUUUAAAGCAAUGCAGAUUACAUUACGCUGGGAUAACAUGAGUGUUGCGUUCGUUGAACGAGGCCGUCAAGUUUCUGAGAUGGUCGUGAGCGGCUUUGGCGUCAAUAUGCGCUCGUUCACCAUUGCAGAAGGCGAUGAGAAACAGAAGCUAGACGUAGAGGUUGCAUUGGACCAAGCAACAUUCGUCGUUAACGUCGAGUCUUCGGCUUCGAAUUCUGUUUCUCCAACGGCAAAGGUAAUGUUUGCGGACUUCAGCAAGGUAGCUGCAGAGUCUGGCGCAAUGUCGCCGCCACAGAUGCUCACGGCCCAUGUGAGUCAGCUUGAAAGUGGUAAGCAGAAUGUGUGUGGUACAGUGAACAACAUGAAGUUGGUACUCUCAGUCGGUGCGCUGGAGCGUUUCCUGCUGUUUGUUGAUCGGCUGAGCACAAAGACAACUCAAGUACUGUCGACAGCGCGGCCGCCUUUCGUACCAGUUUCUCACUCUGAGUUAUCGCCUGCCGCAGUCCAGGUUGCUAAAAGCGAGGUAGACAUGGUGAGAAAAGAGAUAACAAUGUCUCCGUUUAGCUUGCUUGGCGGCAUGCUGUUGAGCCUGGAUGUCAACUUGAAGGACUGUCACAUCGUUCUGCUACCCACUCAGUCGUACUCAAAAUCACUUUUUAUGGAUAUUAACGCGGAGACAUGGCAAAGCGAUUACGAGGUAGAUUGCCGCGUGGAUAUGCCUGCCUCAUUGAGCAUGCAUCUCGAAAGUUCAAAAGUGAAGGAAUUGCUGGAGCUUAACGUUCACAGCUUCAAUAUCGGCGCCCAGUACGUCAAUGAUGCUAAGGAAGCGGAAACUAUUUUAGCUCCAACAAGUAUCGUAUUUCAGUUUACCCUAAAACAAGACGUCACGGAUCCUCUGAUUUGUCACCAGAGUGUAAUGCUGCACAUGCCAGAUGUCUUGGUUGCUGGGUCAGACCUCAGUUUGUCGUUAUUGGCGUCCUGUGGGGAGGCCCUCAGUAACGUGCAGACAACAACGCCCGAGCAAGCCCAGCUUCGGCUCGAAAGUCGUGUAAAGCAGGAAGAAAUUCGACGCCAGGCGGAAGUCGACACAGUCCUCGAUCGCUUGCACCGACUUUUUGACGAAAUUGAUGAAAACGGGAACGGCUGUAUUGAGCUGGCAGAGCUUCUUCUCUUACUGCGCCGGGUCAAGGUUGGCGACACAUUGCUGGAAAGUGAAUUGGAGUACUUUGUUCGCGAGCUCUUUAAGGAAAUUGACCAGGAUGGUAAUGGCUAUCUUGAAUUUCAAGAGCUCCGCGCAUUUUUGCGCGAUGAUCUUUUGUCAGAUAAAGCUGCUGAAGCUUCUGGUUCGAGGCCAGGAAACGGCAGCAAUGCUCUCAGCGGCUUCCUUAAUCUGCGCGGAAAUGAAUACCAUUCGUUUGAAGUCAUUAACGAGCUAUGCGAGACGAAGAUAACAUUUUCUGAACAACUCGCAGAGUGGAUUAAGCGCCCUGCGUUUGAGGGACGCUUUUGGGAACUUUUUGAGAGUGAAGCUCACAUUAAGAAUCGUUCAAUCAUCAAUCAAAAUCCGCUGGAUUUACAAAAAAAGCUGGUUCGGCUGCUCAAGAACUAUGACGCCGCGAACCUUAUCUGGGAUGCGUUGGUGUUGCCUGCGAUGGAAGACAAUUGCUCGGACCGUUCUAUAUAUGAGUGGCUACUGCAGCCGUCCACGCGCUGUGGAGGUAUCAGCGAGUACCAGAGCGCAGCGAAAGUUAUUGCAAAGAAAAAACGUGACGGUAUUUUUAGUGCAGCCAUCGAGGAAACAGAGAAUUUGGUAAGCAAGCUUACACAAAAUAUGAACUUGGUGAAGAAAGAGCUGCACUUCACGACAGACGUAAAAAUGGGAAACGUGCGACUAGUUCUUAUGGAUGCUGAACUACCUGCUCGCUUUUGCCGUGGUAAUUUUGUCAUCAAAAAUGUAAAAAUAUCGAUGAGGUUCAGUGGCAAAAAUAUUGACGAAAUUGGUCCCAUAGAUUGGGUCGAUCUGGCCAUGUCUGGGAACACCGACUGGACGCUGUUGUUCGGCUUCAAGAUGUCGUCGUCCUGUUAUAGUGAAAUUGCCAACGACAUGGAAAACAUCAUCGAGCCAUGGGAACUGGUUGCCGGCGUGUCUUCGAGUGCUGGCGAGAACGGAUUUGCUGUUCUGUUGGAGGCUGCGAAGCGAUUUCAGAUUAAUGUGACUCCAAGCGUCCUCAAGACCUACCGUGCGCUGAUGGACGCCCUUGAUGGAGCGGCUCAGCAGAAUGGGCUGCAAAAGCAUCAAGACAGCUUCCAACUUUCAACUGCUGCAAAGAAGCAAAAAGAAACAGAUUGUCUUGUGCAGAACUUUACGGGAUGCAAGAUUUCCUUGAAACUAAACGGCAGUGAUGAGGUAAUCACAAUUGACGCGCAUGAUCGCGCUCACAUUGAAAAUGGAGCUUUGAAGGAUGGCGAGGCUGUAGUAGACUUACUUGAAAUUGAUCAGUGGGGUACAAGUAAAAAUUCGGUGAAGUUGUCUUCCUUUGGUAAUGUCAGCGUUGGUGUGAGUACAGCAGAAGCUUCACCAUCAUCUCUAUUUGUCACAGUGUUUUCGCGAUUGGAAAACCCGCGACGACAGCUUAUUGUCCUAAGAUCGAAUACGUACUUCUGCAACCACAGCUCGGAGUGUUACGAGAUGAAGUACCUGAGCUUAGGAAAUGAGGAUCGAAAGGCGGUGGAAUCUCCCGUCAUUAAAUUGCGACCUAAUGAGCGAAUUUCAUUGCCGCUCUCACUAUUGAUGGGCAUGACGGAGUUUUACGCGCGUCCUGAAAAUCAUGAACACUGGAUUGUAAAGACUUCUUUGAACAAUGACGUGCUAACAUCUACUACGGCAAUCCAAGAGCUCAAUGAGCACGAAGCUGAACGGGAAGCGAGAACGAAGCAGCGCCGAGGGGGUGGAACUAUUGUGUAUGGCCAAACCGAGGAAACUUGCACAAAGGUGGUGAAGCGCCUCAUUCCGAAUAUGAUCGUGCGACGAUGGCACUUACGUUCGCAUUUCGAGUAUGAAAUAGCGUUGCUUCCUCCAUUUGUGGUACGCAACUCGUUACCCUAUAAGAUGGAAUAUCGAUUUGUCGAGUACAAGUCGAGUUCAUCGAGGGACAUGAAGGCUGAAUUCACCAAGGUAGAUACGCUAUUACGGUGCGAAAGCACACCUAAACCAUCGGAUGGUGUAUUAAGCGGAGUAGUGAAAUCAGGUCACGAUGCCGAAGUAUCCGGUGUUUCUGGAGGGUAUCCUGGUUAUUUGUCUAUUCGUUUGGUUGCCCAAAAGCAAAACACAGGCAAGCAUGUGACGUCUGCGUGGUCAAAACCGCUUCUGAUGAUGAUUCACAAAGGAGUCGAGCAGUUUACGAUGUCGCGAGAAAGCGUAGAAGCCGACGUUGGCCUCCACUUCAACAUUGACCGAAUCACACUUCCUGGCUGCCCUCGACUCGUACGCUUUUCAAGCACUUACUGGAUCGUGGACAACACGUCGCUUGCAUUUGACUAUGCGUCUACUGAGCCUGGUGCAAAGCGAAACUCGUGCAAGGCCAUGCGUGUGUGUGCGCCAUUCAGUUACCCUGUCAUGACGUCGCUGCCGCAUGAUCGUCUGAGCUUAAAACCGCUUGCCAACCUCAAUCGCCGCCCAAAGGCAUGGGAAGCGCUCGGUAAUAUGCCAGAUACAGCGUUUAAGGCUUCAGCGCUCUCGGAACAUGCAAUCAAGAAUGCGCAGUGGUCGGAACCUAUUAACACGACAGCUAUCAAUACCAUGGCCCCCCGGUAUUUCGUUCAAAACCGCUUGAACCAAAAGCUAUACAUUCAGAGCUUUGCCUCGCACGACAAGGACCCGCAGAAGGUCGACGAUAUGUUCCACAAGCGAAGUGUAGAUGAUGUGAAGCAGUUACAUCUGGCUCUGGAGGACAGUCAGACUACACCACUGUAUCACUUCGGGUCCUUGAAAAAGGGCGAGUCUGUGGAGCAAAGUCAGCGCUAUAUUUCGUUCUCGUUCUCAGAAGAAUGGGGCACUGACGCUGACAAAAAGAACUGGUCGUUUGCGAUUCCGAUCAACACAGCUGGAGACGUCUACUUACAGGUCUACUCAUCUGUGCGCCAACGCUAUCUUAUUUGCCAAGCGAGUGUGCAAGUGGUGGACAUGUACGUCUAUGUAGUUCUGACAGAUGUGUCUUGCGCACCACCGUAUCGCAUCGAAAAUUACACCCCGUUCACGAUAGAUUACGCUCAGUUGGGCGAGUCAUCUAUUUUCAGUAGCGGGCAAAAGCAAACAGCUGCUACUAUCAAACCCGGGGCGUGGCACGCUUUUGCGUGGUUUAAUCCUUUGUCGAAGGAUCGCCACGUCGAGCUCCGUCUGUCACAUAUGGAUGCCCUCAAGGCGCAGACGAAGAAAUAUGACAUUGACUAUGUUGGCUACCUGGACCCCAUCACCAUGUGGGUGUCUCAUGAUGGCGAGAAACAGCACGCCGUGAGGUUGACUGUACAAGUCGUUGUUGACGAGAGUACGCGUGUGCUCAAAAUUGCUGAGAAGGAACUAGAGCUUAGUCUAUUGACAACCCAGGACUCGGAGGGUGAUCUCCAGCACCGACGAAUGCUUUACGCAUCUUCUUUCGACAUUGCAUUCGUGGGUUUUGGCUUUUCCUUGCUGGAUGGCUUCCCACAGGAAGUAUUUUUCGCAUCGGCAGAUAUUAUGAAGGUGCAAAAAGCCCCUGCGUCGCUGGAAUGGACAUUCUCGGUGCUGCAUUGCCAAGCAGACAACAUGUUGGCGACUGCUAAGUUCCCUGUAAUAAUGAAUCCUGUAAGUUCAGGCUACAGUGAUAAGUCCGUGGGCAAAGAACCUGAGCCGUUUUUGAAGCUGGUUCUUGAUGCUGACCUGGAAGCUCGGCUGGGAACGUACAAGCUGCUCGAAUUUAGCUUAGGUGACGUAGCAGUGAAGGUGGAUAUCGAUUAUCUGGUGACCCUUGUAAGACUUCUAGAACCGUACUUGGUCUCUGAUGCUACCACGGCCCACCGAACGAAGCUAACGUUGGAGAAAACGCUUCAACGUCGCGCACCACCAAUGCCGGUAAUGUUAGUGACAGCAGAAGGUGGCAUUCACACAGAUUUGGUGUACUUUGACGUCUUGCGCAUCUCGUCGUUGUCUGUUGAGUUAGAGUACUCAAUCACACGCAAAGACAUCGUGUCGUCGACUGGUGGUGGCCACUCGGUGAUUUUUGGCUUUCUAAGCCAGAUCAUUGGCCUUGUCGGAUCAAACCUAAGUGGUUCGCCGACGUUUAACUUUAGCGAGAUUGUGAUUGUACGCUGUCUAUCAACGAAGCAGAGGCUCCAGAAUCAGUUGAUCGCGAACUAUGUUCAGCAGGGCAUACUGCAGGCGUACCGUCUUGUUGGCAGUGCAGAUAUCAUUGGCAAUCCGAUUGGACUUGUUGAAGACUUGGGUUCCGGUGUUGUGGAGUUUCUAAAGAUCACAAAGGGUGAACUGACUGGCGAUGCUCAAACUCGUGGCGAAGGCGUGAAGGUGCUGGGCAAGACUAUCGUAAAAUCCGGUGCGUCUUCGGUCGCGAGGAUUACAGGCUCGCUAGAUAAGUUUGUGGGCGAGUUCGCGGGCGACAGUAAAAGCGAUACAUCCGGUGGUAAUGAUUCGUCGUCGACUGACAAUGCUGGUGUCAAGUUUGCAAAGGACCUCGGCCGCGGCUUCACUGGUAUAUUUACGAAGCCUGUCGAGGGAGCUAUGAAAGGGGGUGUGGCUGGACUUGUGCAGGGCACAGUACAAGGCAUUACCGGUCCUGGUGUUGUCCUGCUCAAGGGUCUUACGUCGACGUCUCAUAACCUUGCGCUGGGUGUACGGUCUACGGUCGUAGAUCGCUCCCCAUUUGGCGGCCGCCGCCGGAAGCCGAAACUUGUUAAAAAUGGUAAGUUGAUUGCAGAGUUCGAUGAAACCCAUUACAAACCUACUCUGUUGAACUUGGAGAUACUGGGUGCUAAUGGACUGGACUCGGAUAAGUCAUGUGAUCCACUCUGUGUUGUACGAUUGGAUGGUGUUGAUGUAAUGAGGACUGCGGUAAUUUACAACACGGUAAACCCAGUGUGGCAAGAGAAAAUACAGCUAGCGUUAACAGGCAAGGAGAACGAGGUGCAAUUCGUGGUAAAGGACUCAUAUGGCGGCACCGUAGCCAAGACAAUUGGCAAGUGCAUUUUGAGCAUGGCGCAGCUCCAAGACGACUUUAAGCCGCCUGAGUAUUCGUCAGAUCUUGCCGAAUGGGUUCACACGGAGGUUAAGCCAGGAAACACCAAGAUGAACACGAGCCAUGUGAUCGCAGAGAAGGAUUAUCCACUCGUCAUGCUGCAGAAAAACAGCUUAAGAGUGAACCAUGCAGCGUUGUUGAGUGAUGAGAAGCACCAGGUACUCGUUACAGUUGUAUCAUUGACAAAUAUGGUCGUCACUAGCUCAACUGGUAGUGGCAUGCUUGGGCUGGGCAAUCUAGGAAGUAGUGCACUCAACAUUUCACCAUACAUUUCAGUGCAUGUUGGAAAAAACGUCAAUCGCACGAAUACUGCGAGAAUGUCAUUCACCAAGAAUCAGAAGAACGAGCAAGUGGGUCAAGCGUCAUGGGGAGAAAGUUUUACCUUCUCAGUCACAGCAAAGGAGCUUCAUCGCGGCGGUGCCGAUUCGAGACUAGUCGUUUAUCUGAAAGACAAGAGUAUGAUCGUGGACGCACGACUUGGAUCGGCAACUCUGGACAUUGACGCGAGAAUCAAUGCACCUGCUACAACGGAAGAGCUGGUACUAAGGGACCAGUCCGACAAGCCGAUCGGAUAUCUUACACUAAAGGUGGAAGUCACUGGCUCUGCCACAUCGUCACGCUCGAUGUCGCUCCAAUCUAUCGAGUCAGCCGAAGAUAUGGCACAUCUACCACUAGAUGCAGUCAAGGCCGGCACUAUCCGCGUUUCAUGCGUGUUCGAGUAA
Peronospora belbahrii is the source of this 8532-nucleotide messenger RNA. NCBI's taxonomy places the organism in Eukaryota, Oomycota, Peronosporomycetes, Peronosporales, Peronosporaceae. The record is from the annotation of a GenBank genome assembly.